Molecule: messenger RNA, 4929 nt
Organism: Amphiprion ocellaris (clown anemonefish)
Lineage: Eukaryota; Metazoa; Chordata; Actinopteri; Pomacentridae
Product: NACHT, LRR and PYD domains-containing protein 12-like
Exons: 11
Coding region: 1-3711 (1236 amino acids)
Molecular function (GO): protein binding
Source: RefSeq, a predicted model, not a curated record
AUGGCUUCGGUUAAAGAGCUGCUCCUUGCCACUUUGGAAGAGCUGCUUCUGGAGCAGCUCAAUACUUUCCAGUGGUACCUGACCAGUAAUGUUCUUGAAGGAUUCGAUCAUAUUCCAAGGGGCCGGAUCGAUGGAGUCAACAGAACAAGCACUGUGGAUCUUUUGGUGGAUACAUAUGGCUAUAAUGGUGCUAUUACUAUCACUGUGGCUGUACUGCUGAAGAUGAAACUCAAACUGCGGGCUGAAACACUACAGAAGAAGUAUGCUGAAGUUCCCAGCAAUCAAGAAGGCAAAGAAACUGACCAUCAUCAAAUCCAAGAAAGACUAAAAUCCACUUUGCGGGAAAAGUGCCAAAACAUUUAUGAGGGCAAUGCAGAUGAAGGGGACACGGUGUACCUGAACAAAAUCUACACAGAGCUGCACGUGAUCGAAGGAGCCUGGGGAGGAUUCACUGAGGAGCAUGAGGUCAGACAACAGAGGUCUACCCAUGUGACAACAGAAGAAACCACCAUCAAAGCUAGCGACAUUUUUAAACCCAAACCCAAACAAGAGAAGCGAAUCAGAACCGUGCUUACUCAGGGCAUACCUGGAGUAGGUAAAACUUUCUGUGUACAGAAGUUCACCCUAAGCUGGGCAGAAGGAGAGGAAAAUCAGGACAUCACCUUCCUUUUUCUACUUCCUUUCCGUGAGCUUAAUCCUAACAUAGGUGGGACAGACUGCAGUCUGAUGCAACUUCUUCACCAGUUCUUCCCCGUGAUAAAAGCACUUGAGAAGCUGGGAACAGACUGCAAAGUCCUCUUCAUCUUUGAUGGCCUGGAUGAGACUCUUCUCCCCUUGAACUUCAAACAAAACAAGGUCUUGAGAGAUGAGACAGAGCCGGCCUCACUUGAUGUGCUGAUCACAAACCUCAUCACAGGAGAUCUGCUUGGAAACGCACUAAUUUGGAUCACCUCCAGGCCUGCAGCAGUCAGCCGAGUCCAUCGGAAGUACAUCCACCAGUGGACAGAGGUGAAAGGCUUCGCUAAUGACCAGAGGGAGGAAUACUUUAAGAGACACUUGCACGAUGAUAAACUUGCCAUCAGGAUCAUCAACCAUGUGAAGUCAUCACGGAGCCUCUACAUCAUGUGCCAAAUACCAGUUUUCUGCUGGAUCGCUGCCACUGUAAUGAAAAAGAUGCUGCGUGACAAUGUGCCUGGAGGUAUGCCCAACUCUCUAACUGAGAUGUACAUUUACCUCCUCCUCUGCCAGACAGACCGGAUGGUCGAAGGGCCCGACCCGAUGAACAGCGACAAUGUUGUUUUAAAGCUGGCAGAGCUGGCUUUCCGUCAACUGGAGAAAGGGAAACUGAUCUUCUAUGAGGCAGACCUGAAAGAGUGCGGCAUGAGUAUCGAAGAAGCCACCAUCUACACAGGAGUUUGCACUGAGAUCUUCACUAUGGAAGGAAAAAGAAGACAAGAAGUUUUUAGCUUUGUGCAUUUGACCAUCCAGGAGUUUUUGGCAGCUGUGCAUGUCCAUUACUCAUACAUGCAACGAAAGGAAAAUGUUCUUCUUGGGUACCUGAAAAGAAUGUCAACAAAACUGCUACCCAAGUCUGUAUUCAGUUUGCAUAAAACUGCCAUCGAAAAAGCCUUGGAGAGUCCGGAUGGCCGCUGGGACCUCUUCCUUCGCUUCCUGCUGGGACUCUCACUGAAGUCCAACCAGGAGCUCCUUAAUAGAGUGUUGCAUAUGGAAGGAGACGGAGAGGAAGACAUUGCAAAAACCGUACAGUUCAUCAAGGGGAAGAUCAAUGAAGAUCCAGAAGCUAAGCUCAACUUGUUCCACUGUCUGAGUGAGCUCAAAGAGGAAUCUCUAGUGCAGGAGAUCCAGACCUUUAUGAGCUCUGGGAGGCUUGCGGCUAAAAAGUUGUCUCCAGUCCAGUGGUCUGCUCUCACCUUUGAGCUGAUGACUUCAGAGGCAACCGAGGAGGAGUUUGACCUGAAGAAGUUCAUAAGAUCAGAAGAGGGGAUAGUAAAGCUGCUGACUGUCAUUACUUCCUCCACACGUGCUCUGCUGGAUCGUUGCAACCUCACUGUGAACUGCUGCGAAGUUUUGGCUUCUGCACUUAGCUCGACCGCCACACGUUUAACAGCUCUAGACCUGAGUGUCAACAAUCUCACGGAUUCAGGGGUGAAGCUGCUGUCUGUUGGAUUAAGGAGCUCACACUGCAAACUGAGGAGCUUAAGAUUACAUAAGUGUAAACUGGAAGGAGGCUGCUGUGAAGCGCUGGCUGGUGCUGUCAGCACAGAAUCUUCUCGCCUCAGAGAUCUGGAUCUGAGUGCUAAUGACUUGCAUGAAGCAGGACUGAAGGCUCUGUGUGUGGGACUGUGCAGCCACCACUGCAAACUGGAAACUCUGAGGUUGAACCAGUGCAAGCUGAGAGAGAGCUACUGUGCAGAUUUGUCUUCAGUUUUAAACUCAGAGUCAUCUAACCUAAAAACUCUUGACCUGAGUAACAACAGCUUGAACGAUUUUGGUGUGUCUGUGCUCGCUGUUGGACUGAGGAGUCCACACUGUACACUGGAAACACUCAGCCUCAGCCAGUGUGACCUGACGCAGAAAAGCUGCGAUGCCAUUGGCUCAACUCUCAGUUCAGACUCCACCCUCCUCAGAGAGCUGGACCUGAGUGGAAACAACCUACAGGGCAUAAAGCCACUGUGCUCUGGACUCAGGAGUCAGCACUGUAAACUGGAGACGUUAAGAUUAAGUGAGUGCAAUCUCCAGGAAUGCUGUGCUGAUUUGGCCUCAGUCCUCAGCUCCAGCAGCUCCAACAUGAGGGAGCUGGAUCUGAGUGGCAAUGACCUGCAGGAUGUAGAGGUGAAGCGGCUGUGUGUUGGACUGGCAAGUCCAGACUGUACACUGGAUACACUGGGGCUGUCAUUCUGUGGGGUCACAGAGGAGGGCUGCACUCAUCUGGCUUCUGCACUGAGCUCCAACCCGUUCCAUCUGAGACAGCUGGACCUCAGCUACAACUACCUGCAGGACUUUGGAGCGAAGCUGAUCUCUGUUCAUCAGGAUGACCCUCUCUGUAAACUGGAAAAACUCUGUGUGGACCAUAAUGCUGAAUGUUACCUGAAAUCAAAGCUGAAGAACCAUGCAUGCACACUGACACUGGACACCAACACAGCUGCCAAGUCUCUCUUCCUGUACGACGGGGGAACCCAGGUGACGUGGACCAGGGAGGGACAGCAGUACCCAGACCACCCUGAGAGGUUCGAGAGCGUCUCCCAGGUGCUCUGCCACCAAGGCCUCACCCAGCGCCACUACUGGGAGGUGGAGUGGCGAGGACGCUGGGUGGACGUUGCCGUGGCGGUGAGGGGAAUCCGUCGCAGGGCCAGCUCUCACCUCUGUGGGUUUGGAUACACUGACCAGUCCUGGAGUCUGUACUGCUCUGAGGAUCACUACAGCGCUCAGCACGACCACCAGCCUGUGGAAAUACCAGCACCUCCGUCUCGCUCUCAUAGGGUCGGAGUUUAUCUGGACUGGCCGGGUGGCACCCUGUCCUUCUAUAGUGUGUCCUCUGGGACUCUGAGACACCUUCACACAUUCUACAGUAACUUCACUGAGCCCCUCUACCCCGGGUUUGGGAUGGAGGAGGAUGACUGCUCGGUGACUAUUUGUAAAGUGGUGGGCAUGCAAGGAGUCAGCUCUCAGUCUGCAGAUAGUGAAAUCUGAGUGAUGGAGCAAAUGGUGUGUUUAUGCUCACAGCAAUAAUACUUGUAAAUGAUAGGUUCUGAUACAGUAAGCAUGAAAAAUUCAGAUGGGAUUACAUGAAAAUUUGGAGAAUCAUCAAAGUUAUCAACGGUAUUAGUUAAUAAUGUCACGAUCAGCAUUAGUGUAGACUUGACCCUUGGGAGGGAACACAAUAAACAGAUGUCUGGUCACCUGGGAACUGCAGUGUUGCUCUAGUAUGGUGGUAAUAUAAUCACUGCUACAAUGCCAUAGUGAGUUUGAAUAGCAAUACAGAUAUCUGCAACAUGAUUCUGCCUAUUCAAAACUCUAAUUAAAAAAAUCUGUACUUGCAUUUUAACUAUGCAGAAUUCCAGUUUGACAUAUCUAAAUCUACAGUCUGAUGAGUUAAAACUUAAUUUAAGAUAUAUAAAAAGAGUAAUGUAGAAAUCUUCUUAUGAGGGAAAUUCAGGAUAUGUUGAACUACAUAUAUGACUAGUCAGAAUGAACUAUAGAUAUCCAAAAGUGGAAUUAAUACUUACUUAUAUACUUUUUAAUAUCUAUAGAAAAAUCCAAACCAAAAACAGCAAAAACUGAAUUUCGUUCCUCUUUGGAUUUAAACAAUAGUAGUAUCCCUUGCUGUGUCACAGGCAUAAGAAACAAUGAACAUGCUAAUACUUGUAAUCAGCCUGCACAAAAUUGUGAAUUCCUUAUUUUUGAAAUGGUACUGUGUCAGGUGUAUACAAUACAGCAUGCUGUGUUAGUUUGACUAGUUCGACACACCCUCAAAGAAUGAGUAGUUUCGGUCGAACUACUUUUGCAAGACCUUCAUUCUUAUACUCAGCAAUGUGAGGUUACAGUGUGACCUUUCCUUGUCAAACCCAGCUGACCAGUCAGACCUGACUGGUCUUUUCUGGAGGAGUGUAAUAAACAGAAAGGAGGUAAAAGUGAGCAUUUCAGACAGCUGCUGCAAUGUACAGAACUGCGAAAAAGGAUGUCGUUUGAGUAGUAAAGCAUGUAAAUAUAUUUGAGUUGUGGAGUUGAACAUUUCAAAUCUUUAAGUGAGCAUAAUAUGGGCUCCUUAAAGCAGAUAAAAAGUGACUUGGAGACAAACCUUGAUUAGUGUUGGAAAUCAGCCUAUUCUGAAAUUAAUCACAAAAGAAUAAAGCAAUGUGUCAGGCUGUUUCCUCCAGUUCUUUUGAUGGAGCAGUCAGGAGAAUUCAA